Raphanus sativus (radish) is the source of this 986-nucleotide messenger RNA. RefSeq names its product NAC domain-containing protein 83. Gene Ontology annotation, biological process: regulation of DNA-templated transcription. Lineage: Eukaryota; Viridiplantae; Streptophyta; Magnoliopsida; Brassicales; Brassicaceae. The record is from RefSeq and is a predicted model, not a curated record. The transcript is spliced from 3 exons. The coding region runs from base 2 to 838 and encodes 278 amino acids. Gene Ontology annotation, molecular function: DNA binding.
CAUGUUUCCCUCUUCAUACACCGCACUCUGUCUUCUUCUUCCCUCUCUCUCUCUCUCUCUCAUUUAUCUCUCCAUUUUGUUUGGAACUAUGGAUAAGGUUAAACUCGUAAAGAAUGGUGUUAUGAGAUUGCCACCUGGAUUCAGAUUUCAUCCCACUGAUGAAGAGCUUGUGGUUCAGUAUCUCAAGAGAAAAGUCUUGUGUUCUCCAUUACCAGCUUCCAUCAUUCCUGACUUUGAUGUUUGCAGAGCUGAUCCUUGGGACUUGCCCGGCAAUUUGGAGAAGGAGAGGUACUUCUUCAGCACAAGGGAAGCUAAGUACCCAAAUGGGAACCGGUCUAAUAGAGCAACGGGUUCGGGUUAUUGGAAAGCUACCGGUAUUGAUAAACGGGUAGUGACCUCUAGAGGAAAUCAAAUCGUUGGUUUGAAGAAAACACUCGUUUUCUACAAAGGCAAACCACCUCAUGGCUCAAGAACCGAUUGGAUCAUGCACGAAUAUCGUCUAUCUUCUUCCCCACCGAGUUCAAUGGGUCCUACUCAGAACUGGGUUCUUUGUCGUAUCUUCCUUAAAAAGAGAGCUGGUAACAAGAGCGACGACGACGACGGAGAUAACCGGAGUAUUAGAUAUGAUAAUGACCAAAUUGAAAUAAUUACCACGAACCAAACCGAAGAUAAAACUAAACCAAUCUUCUUCGACUUCAUGAGAAAAGAAAGGACCACAGACUUGAACCUUUUACCUAGCUCUCCUUCUUCCGACCACGCUUCAAGUGGACUCACGACGGAGCUCUUCUCUUCUGAUGAAGAGACCAGUAGUUGCAAUAGUUUCAGAAGAAAUCUUUAAUUUAAUAUUAAUGUUGACUAUCUUUAAUAACUGUUAUAAUAAUCAAUACUAUUAAAACAGAAGACCCUUUUUUGAGGUGUCCUUCUGUUUCAAUAGUAUUUACAAUUCUUUGCCACUAGAAUAUUUUAAAGCUAUGGUUUUCAUUUAA